CUCACCAUCUACCAACCCAGCUGGAGUCUGCACUGGCCCCCCAGUAUUCAAUCUCGACAGAUCAGAUCAGACCAGACUCGCAAACCACACACAUAAGUAAUUUCCUGUACCGCGAAUAGGCAAGCCAGCCACGAUCCCUCCAGUCCACUCCUGCUCUCGCGUCGCCGGUCGCCGCCACGACCGAUCUCGUCAUGGAGAUGGCGCCGCCGCAGCUCCUCCUCCUGGCCCUGCUCUCCUGCCUCAGCCUCGUCUCUGCCACCGCGUCGCUCCGGCCGCUCCCACGCACCGACGACGACGGCCUCGGGCGGACCACCGGCAGCUCUUCGGAGCGAGGCGUGGGCGCGCGGACGUGCUGGUACACGGUGCAGAUCAAGACGAGCUGCUCGUCCCCGGCGCGCACGUCGGACGCCAUCAGCCUGGCGUUCGGGGACGUGUACCGCGACGAGGUGUACGCGGCGCGGCUGGGCGGCGCCGCCGGCGCAUUCGACCGGUGCGCCACCGACACGUUCAAGAUCGGCGGGCCCUGCGGGUACGGCGUCUGCUACCUCUACCUCCGCCGCGCCGGCCGCACCGGGUGGACGCCCGAGUGGGUCAGGGUGUACGAGCCGACCGCCCCCAGCGCGCCCUCCACCUUCCGCUACGGCGACCCGCUCCCCAACAACGUCUGGUACGGCUUCAACCGCUGCCCGCGCCUCGCCUCGUCGUCUCCUUCCUCUGCUGCUGCUACUGCACAGGCGAUGUAGCCAUGGUCGGGGCAGGUCGUGGCACUUGUGUAUGUAAUGAUGGUUUGUGGAUCGAGCACGGCGUUUUGCCAUAGUUGAUAAAUUUUUUUACUACGUGUGGAUUAAUUUCUACUGUGCGUGAGUGAUUGCGACGUGCGCCUGUAAUAAUCCCGAUCGAGAUGCUAUAUGGUACCACGAAUAAAACCCCUCUGUUUUUUGAAUCA
This is a messenger RNA of Hordeum vulgare subsp. vulgare (domesticated barley), 946 nucleotides long. Its product is annotated as embryo-specific protein ATS3A-like. The transcript has a single exon. Lineage: Eukaryota; Viridiplantae; Streptophyta; Magnoliopsida; Poales; Poaceae. The record is from RefSeq and is a predicted model, not a curated record. Gene Ontology annotation, molecular function: protein binding. Bases 192 to 743 code for a protein of 183 amino acids.